CGCCCCCAGCAGCCUCUGCCGCGCUGUCUGCGACUGCUGGUUUUCAAACAUGGACCUUGGAUUGCCGAGCUUCACCGUCACCCUCAAGGCGGCUGAUGAAGACGAUCCUCAGCUGCUUAUAACCUGCAGCAAGGACGGCGUAGCCGAGUCGCCCUGCAAGCGAACCUUUUCAGAAUUCGAGCGGCUCCAUGCUCAUUUGUCGGCAACGUAUCCAGACUCAAUUGUGCCGGCGUUACCCCGAAGGGUGACCCAACUCCAGAUCACCGAGAUCCGCCUGGGCGAGUUCCUAAACAGCGUCUUUGGGAACGAGCGGCUUCGAAGAUCGGAGGUGCUUGGACUAUUUCUUGAUCGAACCCAGUUUGCGUUUGCCCCUCCAGCUCCAGUUGCGAGACGAAAUCAGUCCAGUCUCUUUUCCGGGCUGAUGCCGAACCCACAAACAAAGGAAAUCGACUCCUUCUUUGUCAGUGCUGCGGCAGAAACUACAUACUUUCAAAGCCAAUGCGGCCGUUGGGGAAAGUUAGACGAGCAACUUUCAUGCCUUGUUCAGGAGAAUGGUCGACUAUCAAUGGAUUUUGGAACAAAGCUCGGUCAAUUCAUGGAAACAGCCAGUGAUCGGUUACCGGGAUCCCUUUGGAAGAUUGCGAAGAUGCUCCAAAAAGCAGAUGAUGUUGAGUGCGAGUUUUAUCGACAGCACGGCGAGACCUGGCUGUACUAUCAACGAAAAGCACAGGCAGUCAACUCUGUUUUGAGCCAUCGCAUGCAGGUACUUGGAGCCUACGAAAUGUGCUGCAAAAUCACCCAGAAGAAGAUUCUGGCCAUGGAGAAGCUCAAGUCCUCCACAAGUAUACGGGCUGAGAAAGUCGAUAUGGCUCUGUCUGAACUAUCGGAGGCCAAGAAAAUCGAAGCCGAGGCUCGUGAUUCGCUCAAGACGGUAUCUCAGCAGCUCCGACAAGACUUUACCGCACACACCGAGAGUUGGGAUCGCAUCAUGAACGAGCAUAUCGGGCGACUGGCGCAGAAAUGUCUGGAGUAUGCCCGGUACCAGACUGCAACGGUCGGAUGCAUUCUCGACGAGCUCAACCACGGCCCACUUAUAGCUUGAAGUGAUCCAAAAUACCAUAGCCCCCAUGCUGUGGGUUAGCUUAGCGUGCAUGCCGCAUACCACGCCGGACAUGCAGAGAAGCUCAGGAUAACUUGCCUCUGGACACGCCGAAGACAAAGUGGCGAUCCUCACCAAUCCCUCUCAACGAUUUGGCGCACAAGCCAGUCACAAGGACUUAGCCACAAAAUGGGUUGAAUACAGUAUAUUCACAAGAAA
This is a messenger RNA of Polychytrium aggregatum, 1318 nucleotides long. RefSeq lists its product as uncharacterized. Gene Ontology annotation, biological process: intracellular protein transport; retrograde transport, endosome to Golgi. The record is from RefSeq and is a predicted model, not a curated record. Gene Ontology annotation, molecular function: phosphatidylinositol-3-phosphate binding. The transcript has 8 exons. The coding region runs from base 50 to 1102 and encodes 350 amino acids. Gene Ontology annotation, cellular component: retromer, tubulation complex; endosome. NCBI's taxonomy places the organism in Eukaryota, Fungi, Chytridiomycota, Chytridiomycetes, Polychytriales.